AAAAUCUCUCUGGCAAAUGUUGGACUUCCUAAAUAAAUAUUUAUUAUUUUAUUAAGGAAUAGUUACCGUUUCUUAAAAAUUGUAGUGCGAGUAUGAUGGGUAUCUGCGGUCAAGUUACCGGACCUCGUUGUCAUAAAGUUUUCUGUAGUCCGAAUUUCAAUUUUUCUAAACAAUUCUCUUCAUGAGGAAAUUUAAAUAGUACGUUGUGGAAACACUGUUUGUUGUUCCUUUGUUUAGGCAGGUCGGAUCAUCUUCUGUGUAUUUUCAAAAGAUGAUUUUCAUGUAUAUGAAAAGAAAAUGCUCAAGUACUUUCCAUUCACGAAAAAAACCAAUGAACAAAUGAAUGUUGAUAAUGAUGGUAGUAGAGCUGAAAUGGACACCGGAAGUAAAUCAAAUGAUAAAGGUGAAACUAGACGUCCUUCACUAAGCAAUAAAAUAGAAACCAGUGAAGUAUUGACGAAUGAGUUAUCCAUGGUCAAAGGAAAAACUUGUGAGACAAAUAUUUUAAAAAAAAAAGGAAACAAACGACUAGAAUCAGGUGAUCCAAGCGAAACCUCCACCAAAAAAUAUUUGCGAACAGAUGAAGAAAGUGAACUCACUAACAAAAAUCCAUCAGAAAAAGAAGAUGAACGUCAACCUUACGCUAUGGAUAUGACCUCUGGGAAGAAAUUUACCAACAUGAAUUUUCUGGAAGAAGGACAUGGAGACAGUGAACAUCCUGUAGAACUUGAAGAAGGCAAGGGAAAGAAAAGCGAAGCUGUUAUUGAUUACCCUGAUCUUAACGUGUGCAUCAUUGGUGUGUAUGGAACUCAAAGUAUGAAUACUGCCGAGGGACUCUACCAUGUUUCGUUAUUUUAAUUGAAACAUCCAUAUUUCUCAUGCCUUGCUUUACAAAAGACAAUUUUCGCAAUUAUUUGUGAGUUAUCAAUUAUCUAAUGAUAAGCUUUUCGUUUUGAGAAAAGAAUUUUUAUCAGAUUAUUUUUAUUUUGAUGGCUAUUUAAACUACAAAUUAAACAUAAAUGCAGUAAACCAAAUCAUUAAUCUCAU
Xenia sp. Carnegie-2017 is the source of this 1047-nucleotide messenger RNA. RefSeq lists its product as uncharacterized. The transcript has 3 exons. The coding region runs from base 298 to 858 and encodes 186 amino acids. Lineage: Eukaryota; Metazoa; Cnidaria; Anthozoa; Malacalcyonacea; Xeniidae. The record is from RefSeq and is a predicted model, not a curated record.